Messenger RNA from Meira miltonrushii, 1177 nucleotides. RefSeq names its product oxidoreductase. The transcript has 2 exons. Bases 192 to 971 code for a protein of 259 amino acids. The record is from RefSeq and is a predicted model, not a curated record. Lineage: Eukaryota; Fungi; Basidiomycota; Exobasidiomycetes; Exobasidiales; Brachybasidiaceae.
GUCCGUGCGCAAAAAUGAAUUCGCCCCGCAUGAACCUCUUUCCGUUUCUAGAACCAGAUGCAAACGGGCUUAAUGCAGUCAAACAAAGGGUGCAUACAAAACAUCAAUUGACGGAUAUAAGAAAUACUCAAUAAUGCUGCUGAGUAGGAUGUUGUCAACCAUCAACCAUCAUAAUCUAGCAAAAAAACAGAAUGGCAGCUAAAAAGAUUGUAGUAAUCCUUGGUGCCGGUCCAGGUCUUGGUCAAGCAUGCGGUAGAAUCUUCGCAAGCAAAGGUCAUCCAGUCGCAUUGCUUUCACGUAGUAUGGAUCGAUUGGAACAAUUGAGUAAUGCAAUCAACAAAGAAGUUGGUGAUGAAAAACGAACAAGGCCAUACGCUGUUGAUGUGACGAAAAAGGAAGAUAUCGAAAAUACAUUCAAGAAAAUCGCAAAAGAUUUUCAAGAUGCUAAAAUUCAUACAGCAAUUUAUAAUGCAGGUGGUUUAUUCCAAAUUAAAGCUUUCUUGGAUUUAACUGAAAAUGAUUAUCGUAAUAUUUACAAUAUUCAAGUUAUCGGUGCUUUGCACUUUAGUCAAACAUUCAUUCGUUCCCUUCAACAACAAUCCGAAUGGCAAGAAUGGCAAAAAGAUGCAAAUGUGACAACUUCCGUUGGUAAUUUGUUCUUUACCGGGGCAACUUCUGCUCUGCGUGGAUCAGCAAAAAUGUCUUCUUUCUCCCACUCCAGUUUCGCUUUACGUUCCAUGACUCAAAGUAUCGCACGUGAAUUUGGUCCUCAAGGCAUCCAUGUUGCCCAUUUCAUCUUGGAUGGAAUGGUGGAUACAGAACGUUUGAAGGAAAUGGUGCCCGGAGACUUUGAACCAAAUUCAAGAUUGAAGCCAGAUGAUAUCGCUCAGGUUUAUUAUGACACCGCUCAACAAAAACGUAGCGUUUGGGCUUUCGAAACCGAUUUGCGUCCUGCCAAGGAAAAGUGGUAGGUACAUCAUAAAGUCUUUUUUCUCCUUCAAAGAUCAUCUCAACAUCAUUGUUGAAGAAGUCCAUUCAUGUAUCCAAAUUAAGCUCACUUUCAUGACCCGGGAAAUUGAUUAUCUUAAAAUGCAAUGAUCAAGUGCGUUUUCAAUCAAUAAUAUGUUGUAAGUCAAAAUGAAAUUCUGUAAUGAAUAAAGGGUAUGCGUAUGCUUUU